CUCGCUCGGUUGUCACAGCGACGGCGACGCUGCAACCAUGUCGGAUCUGGGCUCCGAGGAUGCCGACGAGUCUGGGGAGGCCGUGGAAGACAUCGGGGAGUACGAGGGCGAUCGCAAUUCCGAAGGCCAGCGGCAUGGAUUUGGGAAGGCACGGCUGCCCAAUGGUGACACCUACGAAGGGGAAUACGAGUGUGGUUUGAGGAGUGGAUAUGGGACCUACAGGUUUAAAAACGGUGCUCUCUACACCGGGAACUACCUUCAAAACAAAAAGCAUGGCAAAGGUGUAUUUUUUUAUCCAGAUGGAUCAAAAUAUGCAGGAGACUGGGUGGAUGACCAGAAGCAGGGCUUUGGAGAAUAUCUGUAUGCAAAUGGAGACACCUACACUGGAGAAUGGGCUAACAACAAGAGGCAUGGGCAAGGCACAUAUGUCUAUAAAGAGACAGGAUCUAAGUAUGUUGGUUGUUGGGUAAAUGGAAUCCAGGAUGGACCAGCUGAACUUAUCCACCUAAACCACAGAUUUAAGGGCAGGUUUCUCAAUGGAAAGCCUAUAGGUCAAGGCAAAUUCAUCUUUGAUAUUGGAUGUGAGCAGCAUGGUGAAUACAUACAACCAGUGCAGGAAAAAGAGGAGGAGGAAGAAGAUGAGGAAUCACAGUUUCCUGUAGACCCAAUAUGGAAAGUAUCAGAAAUUACCAAAUUAACACCCUGGUCUCCCCAUGAUGAGGAGCUGCUAAGCCUCAGAGAAGCAGCAGAGGAAGCAGCAGAGGAAGCACCAGAGGAAGCAGCAGAGGAAGCAGCAGAGGAAGCAGUCACUGAGGAGGGUGGGGAUCAGCCAGAAAGCGACACAGGAGAGGAAGGUGAGGGAAUAAGAGAGGAAGAAGUAAAUCAAAGUCCAGAGAAUGAAGAAACUACUGAUUUAGGAGGAUGAAUCAAGGAAACAGGAAUUGAGUACAACUAAAGGAAAAGAUUAAAAAAAAUUUCAAAGUAGAUGAUUUAGUGUGGUAAGCCUGCAAUAUUUUUAUUUGUAAAAGGUUGUGUUAAGAUGCUUUGAAUAAACAUUUCUGUUAGUGUUCUGUC
Molecule: messenger RNA, 1074 nt
Organism: Catharus ustulatus (Swainson's thrush)
Lineage: Eukaryota; Metazoa; Chordata; Aves; Passeriformes; Turdidae
Gene: RSPH1
Product: radial spoke head component 1
Exons: 9
Coding region: 38-925 (295 amino acids)
Biological process (GO): spermatid development; axoneme assembly
Cellular component (GO): nucleus; motile cilium
Source: RefSeq, a predicted model, not a curated record